AGCAAGUCCUCCAACUCUCAAAAUGGGUCACGACAACGUAUGGUACUCUCACCCCAGGAAAUACGGACCAGGCUCCAGGAAGUGCCGAGUUUGUGCCAACCAUCAUGGUCUGAUCAGAAAGUACAGUCUUGACAUGUGCAGACAGUGUUUCCAACAAUACUCAAAAGCUAUUGGAUUCCAGAAGCUGAGAUAGAGAUGAAGAAAUCUGAUUCAUUUUUGUUUUUGUUUUUAAAUCUAUUUGUUUUUUAUCUAGAUUAUUUAUGCUGUUUCAUUGUGUGACAAAUUUUAAAUGUGGUAAAUUCAACAGGCACCUCCAGGUCACCAGGCAAUCUCAGCUGCUAUGGAAGGCUCACUUUAUUCAAAUGAUUCAAUGUAUUUGAGACAGACUGACGCUCCACACUUAGAUUGAAGUAUAAGUUUAACAAUCUAAGUUUACUUAAUUCUCAUCAAGAUGUCGUGAUUGAAGGAAGAGUCCUCAGUGACCUGCCAUCUAUAUAAUCUCCUCUCUGUCGUCUACCUUAUAACUUCUAAUGUUGGAAAGAGAGGAGGUCGUAUCUAAGAGACCUGACGAUGGCGCCUUUUACCAACAAAGACUGCCGGCCUGGAAACCUAUUAUAAACAUUCACAGUACAGUGCCUGUAUUUGGAGUUUUGGGUAUUUUCCUCGUCCCUAUCGGCCUUCUGCUCAUUACUACUGCAGGAUCUGUAAAAGAAAUGAGACUAGACUACUCAGAGUGUAAUGGCUGUGAAACUAAGUCCUACACGGAGGAUUGUUAUUGUACUGUAGACUUUAACCUGGAUACCAAGUUCAGUGGCAGUCAGGUCAUGAUGUACUACGGCCUCGAACGGUUCUACCAGAACCACAGAAAGUACGCUACUUCUCGGUCAGAUUACCAACUCAGGGGUAAUCCUCUGAAUCCUGAUGACAACUGUGAACCGUAUGAGAGUGACCUGGACUCAAAAAAAGUGUUCGCCCCUUGCGGUCUCAUCGCUAAUAGCAUGUUCAACGAUACAUUCGACCUGGAAUGGUUGUCGCAGACACACAAGAACGGGAGUAUACUAGAUGUAAACAAGAAGAUAAACUUCACCCAGGAGGGUAUUGCUUGGGAGUCCGAUCAUGGGAACAAGUUCAAGAAUCCUGCAGGAAACGACCUUGUUGCCUCCUUCAAUGGAACAGUAAAGCCGCCGUCCUGGUCGAAGGCGCCCUACGAGUUGGAUCCUGGUAACCCUUCUAACAACGCCUUCCUCAACGAGCCCUUUAUUGUGUGGAUGAGGGUUGCUGCUUUCCCUACCUUCAGAAAGUUGUACUCUCGAAUCACAAUGGAACUGAACCCUGAACUAAGCAACGGUCUAGAGAGUGGGAGUUACAGACUGAAAGUGAACUACAGAUACCCUGUUCUCUAUUACCACAGCAAGAAGUUCUUCGUCCUGUCAACCACCAGUAUUUUCGGAGCUAAGAAUCUGAUGAUAGGAAUUGUGUAUUUGGUGGUUGGAUCUCUUCUCUUGGUGCUGGCUACUGCUUUCGCUUUCAUCGCAAAGAAAGACAUGCACACAUUCUUCAGCCAGUGAUAAAAGGGAAUCCUGCAAAAGUAGAUGCAAAGGAAGAACAUCUCCUCCAUAGAAUGAAACACGAUUAUUUUUUGAGUUAGAUGCUUGUUACCUCUUGAGACAAGAAAUAUUAUUGAAACUUGGACGCCAUUUAUAUGUAGCUGAUUUUAGUGACCGGUGUGAAUAUGCAAAUAGCUUGGUUUAAUGGAACCAUUAUUUUUGUUACAAUUAACCAUAUUUAAUAACUGUACAUACGAACUUAUAUUUCUGUAAUAUUAUGCUAUCGAUCCAUCAACUUGUAUUUCAAAUAGCUCUUGUGAAAAUUGCUGUCAUUUUAGUUAUUUUACCGUUUAUGUUGAUGCAACAAUUUUUUGAAGGAGAAAUUUAGUUCAGAAUUAUUUCAGGAACAUGACUUAAUUUAUUUAUUGGCUAUCAGAAUUUAAAUAUUAUUUGACUUUCAGUGAAGACCUGAUAAUUGCCACAAUAUUGCCCUUUUGGCUUUUGGUCAGAUUCAUGUGAUCAUCUGCUAUAUGCUCGUUUAGUAAAUAGCUAUCUCUUCUUUUUUUUAAAUGUGACAAACGCUUUUGUGUUUUGCGUCCGUAGGAAACAUUCUGAGAAAAGAUAAAACAAAUGAAACGAUAUUGUGGCAAUUAAGACCUUCGUGAAAAAAGCCGCGACAUUGAUAUAUUUUAGAUAUCGUGAUUUUUGUUUAAUGAUGUUGUUUCAAAAGAAUUAAUUCGAUGAUA
Molecule: messenger RNA, 2293 nt
Organism: Bolinopsis microptera
Lineage: Eukaryota; Metazoa; Ctenophora; Tentaculata; Lobata; Bolinopsidae
Product: cell cycle control protein 50A-like
Exons: 10
Coding region: 531-1568 (345 amino acids)
Cellular component (GO): endoplasmic reticulum; plasma membrane; Golgi apparatus
Source: RefSeq, a predicted model, not a curated record